Hirsutella rhossiliensis is the source of this 375-nucleotide messenger RNA. RefSeq lists its product as uncharacterized. NCBI's taxonomy places the organism in Eukaryota, Fungi, Ascomycota, Sordariomycetes, Hypocreales, Ophiocordycipitaceae. The record is from RefSeq and is a predicted model, not a curated record. The transcript has a single exon. The coding region runs from base 1 to 375 and encodes 124 amino acids.
AUGCAGAAGAUUGUCUCGGCGGUGGCAGGAGUUCAUACGGAUCGAAUGGAAGUCAUCCACGAGUACGCGUUGCCGCCAUGGACCAGCCGCAUCCCAGUGGUGGGCGAAGACGACCCAGCGAAGGCGGUCAAGGCAGCAAACGAUGUCGGUGGAAUCAUCGUAGCAACGUCUACCGGUAGCUCGCAGAAAGACGGCAUGGUGGGAAUGGGAGGCGUCGUAUGCGGCAUGGCUCGCAACCGCCCAGGCGAGAUUUUUGGCAGCUAUUCCGUCACUCUCGGGCCUGCAGACGAGCAGAAUGGCGACCGAUACAUGGGCACCCGGGUGCCCAAAUUACGUCAGCCGCUAUACAACCACUGUAAAGCGCUGCAACUUUAG